AUGCCGAAGUUGUUGUUUCGUCGUCUUGGAGAUGCUCUUGUUUGUCACAGUGGUAACGCAAAAGAAAGUUGUCGCUUCACCACAUCUCCCACUAGAUUGAAAUCAGAGACUCCAGUCAUACAAAUGAAGGGGGAAGAUCCAUUCGUUCUUCUGUUUUCCCAAAAGUUAGAAGAUUUUGACUUACAUUCGCCAACACCGUCAGAAACAACCAUGUACAGCAACGAACGACCUCUCUCGCCGAAAAUGAUUAACCAACAAGAUAUGGAAAUUCCAUUGUAUUCUUCCCAGUACCUACCUAACGACCAGUAUAUUGCACUUGGUGACAUAGACAUGGGGAGGCAGUAUGCGCUCGACGAUAUGUUACACAGUGCUCUGGGUUUUGGUGAAGGAAUCACACCAAGUUUCAACCAUAAUGCAAACACACCAUCCACAGAAAACCAGCUAACACUACUGGACGAUCUAGUUUUGGAGGACAUCAUGACAGAGAUGUCUUUCAAAAAUAAGCCCGUGCACGAAUGGAAUCAAUAUGACGUCAUCGAAUGGGUUCACUGGUGGGCUGCCGAAAAGAAAGUGGAGACUAUAGCAGUAAACAUCCCGGCUUUUACAACCCUUUGUGGGAAAGACUUAACAAAAAUGAGACCUUAUGAUUUCCUGCAGUUAGAUUCCCAAUAUGGCGAAAGGAUAUACGAGUCUUUACAGUUUUACAUUCAUUACCACCAUGUUGAAUGGCACGAUAAUAUAAUGCCCCUUGGAUCAUUUGGCCAAAAUCAGCACCAGGUACCUUCUUUGACAGGUCAAGGGUCAGAACCUUGGCAACACAUUCUGAACCACGAUGUUCCAGGAAAAAGUCCAUAUUCAGGCACAGAUUCCGAUCCCGAGAGUACCAGUAGCGCCACUAGUUGUUUGAGUGAGAAGCAAGCUAGUUCUGUUCAAUUUAUACCGUCCAUUAACUCCGUCCAUAAACCAGUUUCAUUGGUUACAAAAAAGAUUGGAUCAGGUAAAAGAGGGAGGCCACCUAAGAAAGAUGCUAAGUCCCGGAAUAGGCAAGGAAAAGGACACGGAAAACUUUGGGAGUUUAUUCGGGAUUUGUUAUUGAAUCCAGUGUACAAUCCUAGUUACAUACGAUGGGAGCGACGCGAAGAAGGAAUUUUCAAAUUCGUACAAUCGGACAAAGUCGCCAAAUUGUGGGGUGAACGCAAACAGAACACCAGCAUGACUUACGAAAAGCUGAGCAGAGCAAUGAGAUACUACUACAAGAGUCAGGUUCUGCUUCCUGUGUUUGGGCGCCGUCUGGUAUACAAAUUUGGACCUAACGCUACCGGCUGGAGACCUCAGAUCCAGUACUAGUAAACUACAAACUACUGCAUUUGUUCAAAGUAAACCGUUUUGUAACUUUACUCAACAUAGACUAUACUCUAAUCGGUAAGUGAAAUAUUUCGACUCAGCCUCAAAUCGCAGGAUACAUUAAAUGACGUUAUGGAGGAUGCGCUCAAAAAUUUGAGUAUCGCUUUUCGUUUUUGACACUUUUAAAAGUCUAUCAAGAAAAGCUCAAUCUUUUGCUUAGAAAAUGUUGUAAGCUUAAGACUAAACAUGACUUGUGAAAAGUAUUGAAUUGAUGCAAAAUGUUGAUGGAAACCUACGAGAAAGAAUGGUAAUGAGAAAACACUAAAUAACAACGUAGAGUGAACUUUUUCUGUAUUACGUUUAAAGCUAUUAUAGAAGAUAGAGCACAUUUCU
Limulus polyphemus (Atlantic horseshoe crab) is the source of this 1737-nucleotide messenger RNA. Its product is annotated as ETS homologous factor-like. Gene Ontology annotation, molecular function: sequence-specific DNA binding; DNA-binding transcription factor activity, RNA polymerase II-specific. The record is from RefSeq and is a predicted model, not a curated record. The coding region runs from base 1 to 1347 and encodes 448 amino acids. Gene Ontology annotation, biological process: regulation of transcription by RNA polymerase II; cell differentiation. Gene Ontology annotation, cellular component: nucleus. Lineage: Eukaryota; Metazoa; Arthropoda; Merostomata; Xiphosura; Limulidae. The transcript has 10 exons.